AUGCCACCCGUUCCACGAGAAGAUCCCACAGUGGACUCGGAUUCAGACGUCGAAUUCGAAGAUGUACCCAUCCAGCCAUCUCAGCCUCAACCAAAAAUUCCAAGCAGUCUAGAUCAGCCUUCCGAACAUGCGGAAUCUGUGUCCGCCAACAUCCCCUGGACCCCUGAACUCCACAUCCCAGAGCAGCGAGAAACACCCGUGGCAUCGGGCUCUGAUGCUGAGAGACAACUUCGUGGUCGUCUCAGUAUGGCGAUUGACCGCAUCAAUACACGCCAGAUGAAAGCUCGGAUUGGCAUGGAUGCGACGAACACACAAGCGGGUCUGACUCGCUACACGAGCAUCCAGCAAUUAGCCGAUGAUAUUGAGGGCACGGCUGAUAUGCUUUGGGAAUCGGCCACUCCUUCCAUCCAGGUUGAAGGCCUGAUCACGCUGGCGGGAAUUCUGGAGCGUUCCCUGAAAACAUACAACUUUGACCCGAUUCCAACAUUGGCCCUUCUGAACAAGCUUGAUUACUACUUUAUUGCAUUGAUGCAAGGUGAACAUCCUGCCUCUCACCACAAACUCCCAGGGGCAAGUCCCCAUCAUCCCUUGGUCACACAGACCCAGAAAGUUCGGAUCCGAAGUAUUGCAGAAAUCACCAGGACUAAUCUUUUUGCAAUGAUGCCGGGGCCUCGGGAGGAUGAGAUGAAUGAGGAUGAUGAUGACGCAGACCAGAAGGAUGACUGGGACGAGCCUGAGAUGCCGGUGUGGAUGAUGCAGGCGUCUAAGGUCUAUGAGCGUGUGUUGAUGCUACUUGGAGAUCAAGGAGAUCCAAAUGAAACAGGUGGAUUCAAUGAGUUUGAUUAG
This is a messenger RNA of Penicillium diatomitis, 846 nucleotides long. RefSeq lists its product as uncharacterized. The record is from RefSeq and is a predicted model, not a curated record. Gene Ontology annotation, cellular component: transcription factor TFIIH holo complex. The coding region runs from base 1 to 846 and encodes 281 amino acids. The transcript has 2 exons. NCBI's taxonomy places the organism in Eukaryota, Fungi, Ascomycota, Eurotiomycetes, Eurotiales, Aspergillaceae.